Molecule: messenger RNA, 650 nt
Organism: Strongylocentrotus purpuratus (purple sea urchin)
Lineage: Eukaryota; Metazoa; Echinodermata; Echinoidea; Camarodonta; Strongylocentrotidae
Product: short-chain collagen C4-like
Exons: 3
Coding region: 1-636 (211 amino acids)
Source: RefSeq, a predicted model, not a curated record
AUGCAUGCUGAGGAAAAACCCAUUUCACACAGCGACGAUGAUGAUCUAGUGCGUCCAGUAGGCACCACGACAAGUCUUCCUGGUGUCAUCUACAUUCGCUGGGGUAACGAUGUAUGUCCCGAAGAUGCAGAACUCAUCUAUUCAGGUACUAUUGGAGGUGCACACUACAGUCAUACUGGUAGCGGCUCAAAUCAUCUCUGCAUGCCGGACGAGCCUAUUUAUGACGAAGUAGAAACUUCCUCACAUGAUCACCGAGCCCUACUGUACUCCUCUGAAUACUCACUCGCCAAUGGUCCUUCACGCAUGCAACCAAUGCAUGACCAUACUCCGACCUGUGCAGUCUGCAGGGCGCCCUCUGGCCGCACCAGCAAACUUAUGAUUCCUGCCCGCAACGUGUGCCCUUCUCAAGAGUGGCGUUUAGAGUACGCUGGUUAUCUUAUGGCAGAUUACCACGGAUACCAGAAAUCGGAAUUUCUUUGUGUGGACCGCGAGAUGGUUCAUAAAGCGGGGACCGCGGGGAAUCAGAAUGGUGCGCUGUUGUACUUCACAGAAGUCCGGUGUGUGGCGGGUGAUGGCUUGGAUUGUGGAGCCUAUAUCGAUGGUUACGAAAUUACUUGCGCUGUCUGCACUAUCUGAAGUCCUACUAAUAA